CACUUCCUCCUUUUCUCUCACUGAAUAGCAGGUCUUAAACCCUCUGAACAGAAAUAAAUCAACAGAGACAAGUGAAUAUGUUUGAAGGACGAGGUGUGUCCAGAAAUAAAAGAGAAACGUUGAGAUACGGAAAAUGGCUGAUAUCUGUCAAGUACGUUUGCUGGGACUGAUGAUUCUUUCUUCUCUUCUUACAGGAAUGACUGGAAACAGGGAUGUGUUCAGUAGUUCAGGUGAAGAUGUCUCUCUGCCCUGCUAUAAUGCUCUUUCUGGUUGCACCUCAACUACAUGGAACUACAACCAAAAUAUCAGAUUAAGUGCAGUAGAACUGUUUGCUAAAGGAAAAAAGAAGAAUAACAUAAAGAGACAUGAGAGACUGAGUUUGGGUACUGACUGCUCUCUGAACAUCUAUAAAACAUCAGAAGAAGAUAAUGGAAUGUACACCUGCCAACAAUUUUUGAAUGAUACGCCAUAUGGAACUGAUACAAGUGUUUCACUACAUGUUCUUCAUGUCUCAUCCACACAGAAUGAGAUGAGAUCAGGCAGCUCUGUGACUCUCUCCUGUCAGUUGUUUUCACAUGAAAACUCUUGUGAUACUUUGUUUCGUACUGAAGGAUUUCAGCUGGUUUGGGUGAAUCAGGCUGGUGUUAAUCUGCACACAGACUCCAGAUAUCAGAUAUUGUCACAAGGACAGUGUAUCAGCACUCUGACUACAAAACUUCUGAAUGAAGACAACAACAAAGAGUGGAGAUGUCUGCUUAAAAUGAGGAAAGAGACUAAGACCAGAGCCAGUUAUACUGUCAGGUUUGGAGGGACAACACCAAAUCCAGACAUCAACACAAGCUUUGAAGGUACCUCGCCUUCAGACAAAUCAAAUAAUUCUACACCAGUGAUUUAUCUUGGGAUCGCUGCUUUAGCUGUUGUUCUUGCUGCUGCUGUUCUGUGGGUGAUCUUUAAAAAAAGGGCUAAUAAUAGAGAGGGCACAUCCAGCUCUGUGGGGAGUUCAGUAAUGCCAAUGGUUAAUGAUAAGAAUGAAUAUAAUGGGACAUAUGAAACAAUCAACAUUUCCAGCCUCCCUACUCUAAGCACCAACGAGCAAACAAAUGAUGUGACUUAUUGUGAGGUUACUGCUUCCUGUAAACAGCAAAUGAUAAAGAACAGUGUUCCUUGUGAUGAUAAUGUGACAUAUGCCACCAUCAACAGAGCAAAGAAUUAAGCUAUAACAGUUGUAAUUUUGACUGGUUUUCAGAUCUCAAGUCACACAUAUCCUAAAACACGUUUCCACAUAUUCUGUAACAUUUUCUAAAUAUUUAAUGCAUAACAGUAAACUUUAACACAAAUCCUAUCAAAUAUUAUCAAUGUGUCAUUACACUGUGCGUGUGGCACAAAGCAAGAUAUCUGUUAGACAAUCUGUGACGGUAAAACAUUAUUAAUUCAUUCAUUAAGCAUGCAAAACAUUGCGUACAAACCUUUUUUACUAUAAUAUUAACGCAGGUCCUAGCUGCUGCCUGACUUAUACAUCUUUUUAUACUUAAAAUCCACAGACCUUUUAUUUGAUGUAAUAAAUAAGACAUCGCUCUUUCUACAGUCUUUCUAAUGCCCGUAUUAUCUCUACCCUGCGUCAACAUGUGAACGAAAUCGUAUUGUACUGUGGUUGCCACCGUUGUGUUUGGACUAAACGAUUUGUGUCAAAUCUAUAUUACAAUGCUAUUGGCCACUGAUGAUCAAGAACCACGACUUUAAAUAAGAGAAUCUGUCAGAGAACGUGUCCAGAUUUCUUAAUCGGUCAGGAUUAAAAAAAAUCCUGUAUCCUGAGCCCAGCUUUAUACAUUUUCAAAGCUGUAAACAGGAACAACACUUCAAAUUUGGACCCUACAAAAUAUUUGUAAAUGUGCUUAUGGUCUGAGUAUGUCACGCUGCUGGUCAAUCUGUAACAAUAAAGUAUGAAAAACUAGUUAAA
Molecule: messenger RNA, 1957 nt
Organism: Triplophysa dalaica
Lineage: Eukaryota; Metazoa; Chordata; Actinopteri; Cypriniformes; Nemacheilidae
Exons: 9
Coding region: 134-1213 (359 amino acids)
Biological process (GO): T cell activation; interleukin-15-mediated signaling pathway; positive regulation of ERK1 and ERK2 cascade
Cellular component (GO): external side of plasma membrane; membrane raft
Molecular function (GO): MHC class II protein binding; protein tyrosine kinase binding
Source: RefSeq, a predicted model, not a curated record